Molecule: messenger RNA, 1924 nt
Organism: Nerophis lumbriciformis (worm pipefish)
Lineage: Eukaryota; Metazoa; Chordata; Actinopteri; Syngnathiformes; Syngnathidae
Gene: gfap
Product: glial fibrillary acidic protein
Biological process (GO): regulation of chaperone-mediated autophagy; intermediate filament organization
Cellular component (GO): cell projection; intermediate filament; cytoplasm
Molecular function (GO): structural constituent of cytoskeleton
Source: RefSeq, a predicted model, not a curated record
CUCCGGUUUUUACGCCAUCUCUCGCUGAAAACAGGAAGACAUUUUGUAAGACGUUUUGAAGCCAGAAAACACAAACCGGGUUUCAGUUUGGACCGGGGUUAAUGUCAUACACGUCUGGAUGUAACGGCCUCGGGUUGCAUGUCCUAGUCCUGGCGCACAUUAGAAGGUGAGGACACAAGAAGUCUGUGUCUCUGAGCUGGACCCAAAAGGGGAAGUUUUGGGUGAGGCAGCCAAGAGACAUUUGGACUUGAGUGGACGAGCACAAACAAUUCAGGAUGGAAUAGACCCCCCUCUCUGCACUCCAUUUUGUCCCUUUCGCUGCCAGGGCCUCCCUCCGUCCCCCAGCCCCACCCCGUGGGCCCCUUGCUGUGGACUCUAUAAAAGUGCUGGUUCAGACCCAGCUUUGUGGCCAACAUGGACAGUCACAUAUUCCAGUCUUCCUACAGGAGGCGGUUCUCCCCCCAGGCCUCCAGCAGCAUGGCAGGGGUCCGCAUCGGAGGCCUCCCCGCCAGCCGCCUCUCCUGGCACGGGAGCCCCCGCGCCUUGGCCCGCUGCGGCCCCCCGCAGAGGAGCACCUUGCAGAGCCACGCCGAGAGACUGGACUUCUCGGCCGACUCGCUGCUGAAGGCCCACUUCAAGGAGACGCGCAGCAACGAGAAGGUGGAGAUGAUGGGGCUCAACGACCGCUUCGCCAGCUUCAUUGAGAAUGUGCGCGUGCUGGAGCAGCAGAACAAAGUCCUGGCGGCCGAGCUGGCCCAGCUGAGGGGGAAAGAGCCCGGCAGGGUGGGCGACAUCUACCAGACCCAGCUGAGGGAGCUGCGGGGCCAGGUGGACGACCUUGGCGCCGACAAGGCCCGUCUGGAAAUCGAGAGGGACAACAUGGCGGCGGACGUGUCCACGCUCAAGCACAGGUUGCAAGAUGAGAUGGGCCUACGACAAGACGCCGAGAAUAACCUCAGCGCCUUCAGACAGGACGUGGAUGAAGCGUCUCUAAACCGAGUGCAGCUGGAGAGGAAGGUGGAAGCCCUGCAGGACGAGAUGGACUUCCUGAAGAAGAUUCACGAGGAGGAGCUCCGUGAUCUGCAGGAGCACGUCAUGACCCAGCAGCUUCACGUGGACCUGGAUCUCUCCAAACCUGACCUGACUGCUGCUCUCAGGGACAUCCGAGUCCAGUACGAGACCAUGGCCUCGUCCAACAUGCAGGACACGGAGGAAUGGUACCGCUCGAAGUUUGCCGACCUGACAGAUGCAGCCAACAGGAGCGCUGAGGCCCUGCGCCAGGCCAAGCAGGAGGCCCAUGAGUACCGGCGACAGGUCCAAGUGGUCACCUGUGACCUGGAGGCGCUCCGUGGGACAAACGGGUCCCUGGAACGUCAGCUGCAGGAGCUGGAGGAGCGUUUCUCCGUGGAGACGUCGGGCUACCAGGACACGGCCUGCCGCCUGGAGGAGGAGGUGCGGGCCCUGAAGGAGGAGAUGGGCCGACACCUGCAGGAGUACCAGGAGCUCCUCAACGUCAAACUGGCCCUGGACAUCGAGAUCGCCACCUACAGGAAGCUGCUGGAAGGGGAGGAGAGCAGGAUCAUCAUGCCGGUCCAGAGCUUUUCUAACCUGCACUUACGAGAUGCUCUCCUGGACAACAGAAGCCCGGACCUCCACACGAAGAGGAGCAUCCUGGUCAGGACCGUGGACACCAGAGACGGAGAGAUCAUCAAGGAUCCCACCACUGAGCAUUAAUCUGUUUGGUUCUCCAUGACAAUAUCGGUACCUUUUUUUAUGAUUAUUGUUACAAAAAAUACAAAUUGUGGCCUACAAUUUAUUAUUUUCUCUACCAUCAGAAAUUAAUUGUUUUUUUCCCCCAUCACCAUGAUGACAUUUAGCGCUCUCAUCACCAAUUUUGUUGGAAUAAAAAAAUACAUUAAUUGAA